Messenger RNA from Caenorhabditis elegans, 1348 nucleotides. RefSeq names its product MFS domain-containing protein (gene mtig-1). Gene Ontology annotation, cellular component: membrane. Bases 34 to 1263 code for a protein of 409 amino acids. The record is from RefSeq and is marked reviewed. NCBI's taxonomy places the organism in Eukaryota, Metazoa, Nematoda, Chromadorea, Rhabditida, Rhabditidae. The transcript is spliced from 5 exons.
UUUCACAUUCACUUCUUUCUCUCAUUUUCAACUAUGAACCGACGUGAGAAGAGCCGCCACGAGCUUGCGCUCAUCGCUUCUACAGGAGCAUAUCACACGUUCGAUCAAUGGACUCGGGCUCUGCUGCCAUUUGCUCAAUGGAAUCUGGUGCCCGGCGUUGGAAUGGACAAUUUCAUUUGGCUCACCGCACUUUCCACGUCGUUCACGCUGUUGGGAACGUUUUUCGUGGCGAGAAUGAUCGAAGUGCUCGGCCUACGCAACAGUGCGAUGGUCUCCACAGCGCUCAUAAUUCUCUACCAGCUCGUCGUCUGCCAGUUCAACAAUCUCUACAUCUACCUGAUCCUUCAGUCACUGUUGAUCUUCAACAACAUGCAAAUGAUCAUCGACGCUGCGAUUCUGAACAUGGAGAGCGAGGAUGGCGACUACAAGAAGCGGACUCGGCUCAUCACUCGAAUCAUGAUCCCGCAGAGCAUCGGGUACGCUCUUGGCCCCUACUGUGCUCUGCAGAUGAUCUUCUUCGUGACACCGUCGUUGGAGAUCUCACAAGCUUUGUGCGGCUUUCUAGCGAUUCUCACGUUGCUUCCAGUGAUUUGGAAUUAUUUUCCAGAUAAUCCGAAUUCCAACCUCUCCCUAGUUCCCGACCUGAGCGGCUACUUCGACGUGCUCAAAAGCGACAACGUGAAGCUCUACGCGGUGCUUCUUAUGAUGGUCACCGGUCCCUACACCGCCUACGACUCUCUUCUCAGAAACUCGAUGGCAUCAAGCGCAAUCCGUGAUCCCAACAACAUGCACAAUCUAUUCCUCACGCUGGGUCUCACAACGCUCUUCGUCAAUCUGAUACUUCUUCCGAAACUUCAAACGAUGAUCUCCACACAGGCGCUGCUCUCCGGCUCAUUUUCCGUGUUGGCCGGAAGUUAUUUGUAUUUAGCCGUAUUUCACGACCUGAUACAUUUGUUCAUUGGAAUGCCUGUUCAGGUUGCCGCAGCGACAAUCUGCAUCGGCGAACUCUCCUCCCAACUGAUGGGUGCCAUCGGCAAACGGAAGGCUGGAACAGCGGCGUCGGUGCUCCGAAUGAGCCAGCUCGCCGCGAUUCUGCUCGUCCCGUUUGUGCACGGAAUGAUUGUUCCACACCACGACGUCGUUUCGCUUUGCGUGAUGAGUGCUGCGAUUUCUGGCGGAGCUGUUGGGCUUGUCAAGAAGUUUGGAAGUUCCAUGGUUUUUAGUUCAGAGUAUUUGCCCGGUUUCUCGGCGAAAUUCGAUUAGAUUCUUGAGUGUUUUUUCCGACUUUUUUUUUUUUGAAAUAUCGGUGUAGUAUUUAAUGAAGUAUUGUUGUUUCAAUUUUUGAAAU